GGAGCCUCCGGAGCCGCAGGUGGCAGCCUCGCUCUCGGCAUGCUGGGCGGCGCAGCCGGACACGGGCUGGAAAGGUGAGCCGCUCCCCGCCCGCCACGCCAGACCGCCCGCACCAUGGCCAGCGCGGCCGCCGAGCUCGCCCUGCUCACCUUCGGUGUUUUGUUGGCGGUGUGCCAUGCCUUAGAGAACACAACAUCAGCCUUGAGGGAUCCCCCCGUGGCAGCUGCAGUGCGAUCCCAUUUUAACAACUGUCCAGAUGCCCACAGCACCUUUUGUUUCCAUGGGACUUGCAGAUUCCUGGUGCAAGAAGAAGAGCCCACUUGUGUGUGCCAUUCUGGGUACAUAGGAGCCCGCUGCGAGCACGCCGACCUCCUAGCAGUGGUGGCUGCCACACAGAAGAAGCAAACCAUAACCGCCUUGGUGGUGGUUUCCAUCGUCGCCUCCAUCGGCGUUGUCAUGGUCUGCGUCCUGAUACAUUGCUGCAGGAUACGGAAGCACUGCGAGUGGUGCAGGACGAUGGUUUGCCGGCAUGAGAAACCCACCGGGCUGCUGAAGGGGGCCACGUCUUGCUGCCACUCAGAGACAGUUGUCUGACAGCGACCACAGAUGGGAACAGCGCAGAGUUCUACCUGGGAGGCCUACGAUAUUCUGAGAAAAACUUUAAUAUGGACAAGACAGUUUCCAGGGACUUAAACAGAAAGCCAAUCUAGUGCAACUUUUGAGGCCUUCUCCGGAUCUUCCCCCAUAACGCUGGGCGUCCAGAACUUUGCUGAAGGAACCGCGUGGUCAGUGCAGCUUCUGAGUAAACUUACGUGUGGUUUGUGACCACCAGCAAAUCUCCAAGACUUCUUUUUAAUCGAAAUAGAGAAGAGCGACAAUCGGCAGCUUUACAUUUACCAUAAGCACCAAAGGACAAGCUUGUUCGCGGGAUGUGCCUGGUUUUUCUUGGAAAAGAUCUAUUUAAUGGAGGCCGGAUCCAGCGUCACCUGAAGGGCUGGCUUGGCUUUGCAUAUCUGUUGCAUCUUUUGACUCCUCUCCAGCGGAAGGAUGCUCCCCGUUGGGCCUCUGGGGGUAGCACCACCCUCCCUGUGACCGUUCAGCCGCAAGUAGAAAAACUGCAAGACGAGUAGCCUUGUCCGUGUUUGUAGUAUCCUGUUUGGGGAAGAGGGGAAAAAACCAUUGUGGGGGAGGGUAGACUGGUGCCAGGUGAGAGCAGAAGUGCUUCCCCUUCCUUCCCUCCUUCUGAGUCUUGGCUCCUGUCCAAGUGGGAAAUCCCUGUUGCCUCCUCGGCCGGGGUCUCUGGGUAACUUGGUGGCAGCUUUGCUACCUUUUUCCAACAAGAAAACAGACCACAGAAGCCUUAGUUAUUACAUGACAGGUGGGAAUGGGGUGUUGAAAGAGGUGCAUCUGGGCUUGUUUGUAAUACUGACGUAAACACCUUUGAGCUAGAUGAGAAGUUUACUAAAAAUCAAUAUUUAGCAGAGGUGUUUUUAAAACGCUGCACCGUUUCUGGGUUUACAUGCUUCUAACUAUUGCAAUGUCUUGGGAGAUAGACGAUUCCUCCAAGUCACAAACAUUCCAUAGGACUGGGGACAAUAUUCCACAAUUGUGUGGGUGCUUGAAUGUUUUGACCUCCCCCCCCCCCCCCUCCGGGCACAACAUAAGGGUUUGGUUCCAAGAGUGAGGUAGUUCUGGGAAAGCCUGUGCAAGUGUGAGCUCUGGGGGCAUUCCAUGAGUCCCAGAGAACCUUGGAAGCUGAGUUCUUCUCACCAAGGUCGAGAAGCUCCUGAGGUGGAGGGAACUGGGCCUUUGGCAGUUGCGUGGAGGUUUAGAGGCCUGGCCCAGUGGAGACCAAUGGCCUGGUUUCCAGUGAGAGAGAUGGUAAUAGAUCUGAGAGAUGCCUCAGGAAGCCAUUCUGAAUUGGCCAACCAUUAGUUCUGAUUUGCAUGCAAGCCAAAGCACCAGUUUCACCUUCUUUCCUUCGCUGAUGGAAAGAAGAUAUAUUUGCCGACUCUCCUGAUUUUUCAGGUUCCAUUUCCCCAGACAGAUGGCUUGGCAUGUCGACGGGAGCUUCGUGCCAUAAACUUUGUGGCCAUGUGACAAAGAAAUGAAAUGGGGACCAAUUGGUUUUGUUCCUCAAGUCGUCUGGCUGACAAAUGCUUCCGUUAUUUUUAGUGGGUCGAUUCUUGUUCUGCCCUUAUCAUAAUGGCAUUCCCUCUUUGGCUUUCCUCAAAGGGGAAAUAAUUUGGUUUUUAAACCCCCCCCCUUCUUUCCUAGCCUUGCUUCUCAACAACCAAUCUAUAGAUUGGGAGUUUCUCAAAUAAGUAAAGAAGGAAGAAAGGGAUUCCAAAAAGCACGGCUUUUGCACAACCCCUCAAGGCAUAAUCAAAGCCACUUAAGUUAGAGCCAGAGAGCUAAAGAAAAUGUACAUUUGCUCAGUUGAUAAUUGCCCCUAAGGAAAGCUGGAUUCCUACCAGACCUGGUUCAGGAGCUCCAGCAUCGGAGGGCUUCGGUUGCAUUUCUCCUGUAUUACGCUUUUGAUACUUCGAAUGGCAAAGCAGUUUCUCCAGGACAGGAUGCUCUCCCCCUUUCCAAGGGAGGAAAGCGCCUCCACUGAAGGCAACCUUCUGCUCUUCUCUGGGUUUCUGUUCUGUGAUGCUGUUUAGAAAUAAACGGCCCCCUUUCAGCUAGCAAUUGUUUAAUCUGAUGCGACCCGGACUCAUGGAAUUGAUCGACACUAAGCUGAGCGUAGAAGUAACAAGGCUUUGGGGGAGAAAAAUGGUUUAAAAUUCUCAAAUGAAAGGUUUCUGCUAAAGCAAAAGAGCCCUUUUUUCAUCUUAAGUGCAUUUGAGUUAUGCUGAAUUAUCAGCCACUAAAUGCCUCUUCCUUCCCCAUUUUGUGUGUUGACUCCAAGUUAACAUUUUGUCCUUUUUCACAAUUUAAGUUUAGUUUGGUCCAUAACCAAACUGAAGUUUUAUUUUUAGCCAAGGUUACACUUUUUUCUUCUGAAUAUGUUGCACUGAAGGUUGCUAUUUAAUAUUUUAAUUUAUUGUGUGGAUAAAUUAAUUUGAUUCGUGUAAGAUGUUUAUGUGAUUGGUUGUUGUUUCUUCCUUAAUACGCUGAGUUAAUAGAUAUUUAAAUGAGUGAAAUACACUUUUCAUAAUACUUCGUUGUAUUUUUUUUUAAAGGAAGGCUAUAAAUUAAAUAAGGAACUCUUUAUGCAAA
This is a messenger RNA of Pantherophis guttatus, 3225 nucleotides long. It is a transcript of the gene TGFA, whose product is annotated as transforming growth factor alpha. Lineage: Eukaryota; Metazoa; Chordata; Lepidosauria; Squamata; Colubridae. The record is from RefSeq and is a predicted model, not a curated record. Gene Ontology annotation, biological process: positive regulation of cell population proliferation; epidermal growth factor receptor signaling pathway; positive regulation of mitotic nuclear division. Gene Ontology annotation, molecular function: epidermal growth factor receptor binding; growth factor activity.